Molecule: messenger RNA, 466 nt
Organism: Microtus oregoni (creeping vole)
Lineage: Eukaryota; Metazoa; Chordata; Mammalia; Rodentia; Cricetidae
Product: androgen-binding protein homolog
Exons: 3
Coding region: 1-345 (114 amino acids)
Source: RefSeq, a predicted model, not a curated record
AUGAAGGGGACGCUGCUUCUGCUGGCCUUGCUGGUGACCGGGGAGCUGGGCUUCCAGACAACGGAAGCAUGCAUCCCUUUAUUUGAAGUCUUAACUCCAAUGGCCUUUGGAAACAAGGAAAUAAUGAAUGCCGUCCUUACCACGUUUGAUGCUACUGACGGGGAGAGGAAGGGUUUUGAAAAGAUCCAGGAAUGCUACAAUGAGGGAGGAUUGAAAACCAAAUUCCUGGAUUCCACAGUUCUGCAAACCAUUACCCUCAGCCCACAAUGCAGGAAAUACUAUACCAUAGAUACCAUAGAAAAAAUUAAGGCACUCCUUUCCAAAUUUAACAUCCCGGGAAAAUGAUGGCUGAUCUGAGAGCCACCUUGCCGCCCUGUCCACUUUUCGUCCUGAAGCUGGAGUCCAAACACCUGACUGAAACUCCUUGUUCUGUCUUAAUCUGAUUCUAAUAAACACCUGCAGCUCA